AUGGACAGCAUCGUUGAGUGGCUUACCCAAAUUCUGAACCAGGUGUGGGAGACACAGAGGCUUCCCAGCACCUGGACCAGAGGACUCAUCCUACCCUUCUGGAAACACAAGGGUGACCGGCCAGUCUGCAGUAACCACCGAGGCAUCACCCUUCCAUCCAUCCCAGACAAGGUCUUCACCAGGAUCUUACUCACCUGUGUUCUCCCAGCCAUCAGAAGCAGCCGCCGUCCCCAACAGGCUGGCUUCAUGCCUAACCGCCCCACAACAGACCACAUCUCCACUGUUCGCCUGCUGAUAGAGAAGACUUAUGAAUUCUGCAAAAAUCACAAUCUUUACAUCGGGUUCACAGAUCUGAAGGCUGCCUUUGACACCGUCUACCACGCUUCACUGUGGAACCUCCUACAGGCCCUUGGAGCACCAUCUAAGAUCGUUGCCCUGUUCAAGCUGCUUUACAAUAACACACAGAGCUGUGUCCGAAUCCAUGGCAAACACUCAGACUGGUUCUCCAUCUCCAGUGGCGUUCUCCUGGGCUGCGUGGCUGCUCCCGACCUCUUCAACUGUAUCACUGACCAUCUGAUGACCAGGGUUUGUGAGAGGGUCCCCAGAGUGUCUCUAGGCAGUUACCACCUGACUGACCUGGAGUACGUUGAUGACACCAUCCUGUUCAGCACAUCCUACAUUCCAGAUCGUGUAACGGAGGUGAAGACAGACAUUUAUGUGACCAGUUUCGGUCCGGUGUCGGACACAGACAUGGAGUACACAGUGGAUGUGUUCUUCCGUCAGAGUUGGAAGGACGAGCGUUUGAAGUUCCACGGUCCAAUGAACAUCCUUCCUCUGAAUAACCUGAUGGCCAGUAAGAUCUGGACCCCCGACACCUUCUUCCACAACGGAAAGAAGAGCGUGGCACACAACAUGACCAUGCCCAACAAACUGCUGAGGAUCAUGGAGGACGGAACCCUGCUGUACACCAUGAGGUUGACCGUCCAGGCUGAGUGUCCCAUGCAUCUGGAGGACUUCCCCAUGGACUCACACUCCUGUCCACUGAAGUUUGGCAGCUAUGCCUACACUAAAACAGAGGUGACCUACAUCUGGUCUCGUAACGCCUCCCAGUCUGUGGAUGUGGCUGCAGAUGGGUCCAGACUGAACCAGUAUGACCUGGUGGGUCAGACCGUGGGCCAGGAGACCAUCAAGUCCAGCACCGGUGAAUACACGGUGAUGACCGCACACUUCCAUCUGAAGAGGAAGAUCGGAUACUUUGUGAUCCAGACGUACCUGCCCUGCAUCAUGACCGUCAUCCUCUCACAGGUUUCCUUUUGGCUCAAUCGGGAAUCAGUUCCGGCCAGACGGUGUUUGAACUGCUUCACUCUUGGUGUCACUACAGUUCUGACCAUGACCACCCUCAGUAUCAGUGCUCGGAACUCCCUUCCUAAAGUGGCCUACGCCACCGCUAUGGACUGGUUCAUCGCAGUCUGCUAUGCCUUCGUCUUCAGUGCACUGAUCGAAUUCGCUACCGUCAACUACUUCACCAAACGAGGAUGGGCCUGGGACGGCAAGAGUGUGGUCCCCGAUAAGAAGAAGGAAUCCUCCGUCCUGAAGCAGAACAACGCCUACGCCGUUGCUGUUGCCAACUACGCCCCCAACAUCCUGAAGGACUCACCUUUACCCAGUGUCUCCAAAUGUGUCCCCUUAGACCCAUCCAAAUGUGUCCCCUCAGACCCCAACCACACCCCGGUGGACACCAAACCGGAGCCCAAAGGAAAAAGCUUCAACAGCGUCAGUAAGAUCGACCGCAUCUCCCGCAUCAUGUUCCCAGUGCUGUUCGGGAGCUUCAACCUGGUCUACUGGGCCACGUACCUGAACCGGGAACCUGUCAUUAAAGACCUUGACCCGGUCCACUGAAACCCAGACACCUGGACCUGAUUCAGGGAUUCUGAUGGUGCUCCUGAGGGCAGUAGAAUGCUGCUGACUCCUCCCACUAAA
This is a messenger RNA of Sphaeramia orbicularis (orbiculate cardinalfish), 1980 nucleotides long. RefSeq names its product gamma-aminobutyric acid receptor subunit alpha-2-like. Gene Ontology annotation, biological process: monoatomic ion transmembrane transport. The coding region runs from base 1 to 1899 and encodes 632 amino acids. The transcript has 9 exons. Gene Ontology annotation, cellular component: membrane. The record is from RefSeq and is a predicted model, not a curated record. Lineage: Eukaryota; Metazoa; Chordata; Actinopteri; Kurtiformes; Apogonidae. Gene Ontology annotation, molecular function: extracellular ligand-gated monoatomic ion channel activity; GABA-A receptor activity.